CUUGUCAGUGCGCCAAAGCACAAGCAUCUCCCUCAAACCCAUGUCGCCAAGGAACGCAUACGUGCAUCCCAAGCAUCGGACCCUACGUCCAAACCUAAAUUACCUGUCAUGUCCGGCGUCCGUGCACACGCGCGCACUUAGGAUUUGACGUACAGAGCGCCGCGACGUUUAUUGGAUCGACACGAAACCAGCUUCCCACUGCAGAUGAUGCACACACGCCACGAGCUAGGACAUGGACCUCGACCUCGCCCUGCAAGAGACCCGCCCGGCCGUCGCCGGCGAGGACUUCGCCUUCUCCACCACCGAGACCGACGACGCCUUCCUCGUCCUCGCCCACCUCCCAGGGUAUGACAAGGAUGCGAUCGAGGUCCGCGUCGGCGACGGCGGCAGGGAGAUCCGCGUCGACGUGGGCGCGCGGAAGGACGGUGCCGGGCUCGCUGUGGAGGCGGCGCGCGCCGGGACGCGGCUGCGGGUGGCGCACCGGCGGGCGGUGGAGGGUUUCUGCCGUGUGUUCGACGUGCCGGACGGCGCCGACGUGGGCCGGGUCACCGUCGGGUUCGAGGAGGACGACGAGCUGCUCGUCAUCAUCAUGCCCAAGCUGCGGCCGCUGCAGGCCUCCCCGCCGGACGACGAGGCGCGCGUCGACGUCGAGAGCACGGACUACGAGUGCGCGUCGUCGGACGGGACGGAGGUGGAGCUCGACGACGGGUGGUCGUCGGCUAGCCUCGAGCUGGAGCAGGAGGAGUGGGUCGACGUCGACGGCGCUUCGUCGGGGUCCGAGCCUGAGCCGCCGCCUCGAGACGUGCCGGUGGAGACGCCCGUGGAGAUACAGGAGGACGUGCCGGUGGAGACGCUCGUGGAGAUUCAUGGGCCGGAUCCCAUAAUCACGGACGUGGCGGUGGAGACGCCCGUGGAGGUCGAGGAGGAGGAGGACCCUCCGAUGCAGGACAUCGAGUGUGACGUCGUGUUCGACGUCCCGGUGUACAGUGAGCUGCCGGUGGAGACGCCGAUCGAAGUGCUCGGGUCCGACCCAUCGGCUGACGAUGUGGCAGAGCCGGCGGUCGACAUCCCGUGCGACGUCGAGUUCGAGCCGGAGCCCCGGCAACCGCCCGUCGAGACGCCACCCGACGUCAUCGAGGAGCCCAAGCCACCACCUAUCAUAGACCCACCGGUUGAAGAGCCACCGAUGGACCCACCACCGGUUGAGGAGCCACCGCCUGUCGAGGAGCCUCCGGCGCCGGUCGACCCGCCCAUGGAGGUGCCACCCGCCGAAGAGCCGUCGGUGGACCCACCACCAGUUGAGGAGCCACCACCCGUCGAGGAUCCUCCGGUGCCGGUCGACCCGCCCUUGGAACCGCCUCCCACGGAGGAACCGCCAGUGGACCCACUACCGGUUGAGGAGCCACCACCAGUCGAGGAUCCUCCGGCACCGGUUGACCCGCCCGUGGAACCGCCUCCCAUGGAG
Messenger RNA from Triticum aestivum (bread wheat), 1465 nucleotides. RefSeq names its product repetitive proline-rich cell wall protein 2. The transcript is spliced from 2 exons. The record is from RefSeq and is a predicted model, not a curated record. Lineage: Eukaryota; Viridiplantae; Streptophyta; Magnoliopsida; Poales; Poaceae. The annotation marks the transcript as partial. Gene Ontology annotation, biological process: cellular response to heat.